AUCAGACAACGCGACGCGGAACCACUUUCUUCAGUCUGUUUCUUUCUUACCUAGGGUAACAACCAACUUUCGACUUCCUGAUUCCUGAUUCCUGAUUCCUGAUUCCUGAUUCCUAAUUCUUAAUUCCUAAUUCCUGACUCUCAAUCUUUUCUGAUAAUCGCAAAUUCGAAUCGCACUAUCUUUUAGGAAUCUUGGAUAUUCCCCUUGAUUGAGGCAUUGUACAACACCUACCUAUAUGCGCACCCUACCUACUAGGUAGUAGUCAGUCUCCCCUGACUACAACUUUGCACUAUGGCAAUUGCUUCGUCAAUCCAAGCUCCUGAGCUAUAGUUAACACUUUGCAUCCAUCCCUUCGACUCUCACCUUCAAGCUAUAUCAACUCCAGUAAAUUAAUUUUCCAGGGAUAAAACCAUGCUCAGGCCUUCAAACUAUACAAAUCCGUCGCUGCUCUAUCAUGGCUCUUUUACAUGACCUUCAGUCACCUGCUUCAUCUGAUAUCUCCCAAGAUUAUUCAUCUCAUGAGUCUAUACCUUAUAGCGUCAUGGCUUCACCCGUCAUAGCUCCUCACCUUCUUGAAAAAGAGCGUGAUAAAUACUCCGACGAUGAUAUACGGGUUCUAUGGGAAAUUGUGAACCGGGCUGAAGGAUUCUUGUCUGAGCUUACACCUUCCUCUCGUUUGCCAACUCAUGCAUUAUUUAAGGCGUAUGAUGAGGUGCUCCUCGAGAAUGGAAUUGACCCGGACGACGACCAGCUCAUUAGCAAGCUCGUGUUCAUGGUUGGAGGGGUCAAAAACACUGAUUCGCUGAGAGCGAAGUUCAAGGCUGUCAUGGCUCGCAUGAAUAUCACCGUGCAGUUAGAUCCUGGCCAAGCCCAUGGAAGCGAUGCUGGCGAUGCUUAUGCCAAUUCUGCCCACACUCCCGAUGGAUCAUCCGUUGCUGGGGAUGCUGUAGAUAAUCGUUUCGUCGUCGACAAAGAUGCGCACAGGCGGUUGCCCGGUCCCGUCAAUGGUAUUUAUACCAAUCUCGGGCUUGAUGAUACCAGCGAUCACUACCUCGUCACGAAGGAACGUGAUGGUCACCACCUCAACAAUAUUGACUAUAGCCUGUCUAGUGAGGAUAAUCCCGCUCACCUGUCUAAAUUGGAGCAAUAUCUUGAAACCAGCGCAAUCGCCUUUCGCAAGACGCAUAACGACAAGUUCUCGGCUGCGUCUACUCUCCGUCAGUGGCAGACGAAAUCAAACUUCAUGGGCAACUUGUGCGAACAGUUCGACGCUGCUCGACAAGCUGACUUGGAAGAAGACGUAGAAGCGAAAUUCGAAGCAUGGCGGAAUCUCGCCGCUAAAGUAGAUAACUUGCCGCCGCACAGCAUCCCUCCCAACGUAUACUCAAAGCGUAUUGAGGGAAUAGCAUCCCGGGCCUACGAAAUUCAUGUCAUCAAAACCGCGCUCAAACAGUGGCGGCAAAGUGCCCGAGAGCAAUGCCAUAAAUUCCAGAACCUUGAGGAAUCAUCGGACCCCCUCGAACGUGUUGCGGCAAAGGCGCAUAAAAACUUGAUGCUCUCGCGCGCUUUCGUGAAUUGGUCCAACCGCCUAGAAAAAGAAGUUGAAAGAGCACAAAUGGCCGCCAAGGUUUAUGAGAUGAACUUGAAAUCCAAAGCUUUUGGUAUUCGCCAGCGUCCAAGUGACAAUUCCUACACUAGCGAGACUCACAUUGCUUCCUCCCCCCCUAAGCCCAUUGAGUCUGAUGAUGCUUCCCGACCAAAGACUAUUGCUGAUCAUAUAGGGCAUCCGGUUGCUGUUGAUCGUGCAGUCCCGCCGGGUAUUGCAUUUCACACUCGCGAACGGAUUUCCCCUGAGCCUGAUGGGAGUGGUCCACCUUCUAAUGAUGAUUCCACUAAUUCGCUUGAUGGGAUGGAUGAAACGACAUUACUUGCACGGCGACACAUUCUUCGUAUGCGCUACUAUGAUGCUUGGGAGAGAUACACAGCGGAGCACUUGGAUAAAGUAAGAGACUUUAAAGCCGAACAACACGAUGAACGCGUUGCCCAUGCUAUUCCCAUAUGGCGCUCCCAAGCUAGACAACUUUCUCAGGAACGAGGAACAUUACGAUAUAAUGCAGAGCGAGCCAACUACUAUAAUAAGGCUAUAAAGGCGAUCGAUGCAUGGAGGCAAGAGAGCCAAGACAAAUGGGAAGAGCAAGAUCAAGUGCUUGACCAUUACGCUGCACGAGCCAAUUUCUUCUACAAAACUACCAAGACCUUGCCUAUCUGGCGGAACGAGACAGAACAAGCUGCCCAACACCAAGGAGUGCUUAAGUUAUACGCGAAUCGGGCGGAAUAUUUUUCUAAGACCACGAAAUUCCUUCCUAUUUGGAGGAAGCAAACGAAAGAGGCUGCCGAACGCGAAGAACAAACGCUUGCUAGUUAUGCCCAACGAGCGGACUACUACUACAGGACUCGGGGAAGUCUGUUAGCGUGGCAUGACAUUUCCAAGCAGAAACGGAAGAAGCAGUUGAGGGAAGCGCAUCUGGAAACGCGCCGAAUUGUAAAGAGAGGUAUGGGUGAACGGUGCAUUGCCGAAUGGCGCGAAAAGCUGCAGCCGAGCAUCGAACAGUUCGAGGCCAUGGAUUCAAUAUUAGAAGAUAUUACCGCAGAUCGAGAAUGGACACAAACUGCCGAAGCGCUUGAUACGUGGCGUGAGAAGGCACAAGAGCGGAAUGAAAUGGACUUUAUGAGCGAUGUGACAAUCAAGGGCAAGGUUUUGGGACAAUGGAGGAAUCGAUCGGCACGGCAACAGGAGCUACAGCUUCAAGCUGAAGAAUAUAAAAAAGGAAAGACGGUAGCCCGAGUGCUCAAGAACUGGAAUCUUAGGACUCUUCAGAUACCAAACCGGCCUCUUAUCGUCGCAAAUGCCUUGGAAAAGAAGGACAGGAAAAUGCUGCGAACAGGGUUUGAAAAUUGGUAUAGCCGGACGGCGGAUAAGCUGGUUCCUGUUGAGCUCUCAGAUGGAAGCUACAAGAGCGUGGAACAAGUAGUAGAUGAUGCGCAGCACCAGGCAUCACUUACGCAAGCGAAGGGAUUAUUCAGCCGCUGGCAAGCCGCCACAAAGGAGAGAGAGGCUGAAACGAUACCAGAAGAGACGUACGCGGCAACUCCAGGGAGACCUCGGAUAUUUCUAGCGGCAUUAAAUCGAAUGGAGACGACGACACCGUUGGCACCAGUACCUAGCCGAUGGCGUGCUAGUGAGACGGCACUGAGGGGGUCACUCGUUGGUGCUAGAAAUAGUCGCGCUAGGCGCGCAGAGCGGAAUCUCAGGGUAUCAUGGGCUCAGUAGUUACUGAGUAGUAACCUUGAAACUUAUUGAUAGGUAUUGGGUAUCAUUGGCGUUAUGGGGUUCGUAUUGUGUAGCAUGAUGGAAUUUGGCAUGAAAUAGGCGUGGUGGAUUCUGUUAUAAGUUAGAAAGAUACCCACGGUUUAACGAUUCUCAAAAUCCUCGAAUUUCAUAUAGAAUAUCCAUCAUGAUGGAUGCAUUGUGUACCUAGGAUGCUAUGUAGGUACCUACUAUGUACCUACCUACUACUAGGUAGUAUGGAAACUACAUACAUGUAGAAACUCGAACUGCUCAAGG
Messenger RNA from Hypoxylon fragiforme, 3625 nucleotides. RefSeq lists its product as uncharacterized. The record is from RefSeq and is a predicted model, not a curated record. The transcript has 2 exons. The coding region runs from base 455 to 3331 and encodes 958 amino acids. NCBI's taxonomy places the organism in Eukaryota, Fungi, Ascomycota, Sordariomycetes, Xylariales, Hypoxylaceae.